AUAUUUCAAGACAACUGAAUUCAAGACAAACCAUUCCAAAAGAUAAAUUACAUACAUACUCAGGAUUAAAGGUCAAAUAAUAUACAUUAGUGUCUUACAAAUGGACACCUGUACCAAAGUCUGCACAACUGGGAUUGUUAGCAUGUAUGGCUAAACCAGGAUGAUUUCUUUCUCAGACACAUUAAGGCAAAUAAAUGAUUUCUUAAAACAGCUUGGAAAGUACUGGCUCCUGCAGCAGCAAACGUUUCACUUGCACUAUUCCAUUUAGAUCUCUUAAUAUUCCCAAGACAUCAUUAUAGGCCUCCACCAGGGUCAGCUGUUUGUGCACAGGGGGCCCCCUGGUGGGCUCAUCCGGUGCUGGCGUCUUGGCAACUCCGCGUCUUAUUUUGAAAAACACCGUCGGAAGCCAUUUUGUGAGUCUUCCACCGACUUGACGCAGCCGGACCGACCGCGGCACAUUUUUUUGACAGCGGAAAUGAGGAGUUGCCACUUUUUUUUCCGCGUGAAGUUCGUGGCUGAAACUUUUUCUUUUUCCUCGUCUUUUUUUUCUCUCUCUCUCAUCUCUCUCUCUCUCUCUGCGGAGGAAACCGUGGCCGUACGCUCACAAUGAGAGAGAAGGAGACGGGCUUUUCAGCACGCAGCUUCUCCUCCGGUGUCCACUUUCUGUUGCUCCUCGCCGACGUCGUUUUGACUCAUUUUAGAUGCUUCUCGACACAUUUCCGUUAUGCGAAGUCCAACUUGUUGGUUAGUCGUCGUGCUGUGGGUGCCCAUCGGAGAUAACGGAGAACUGGUGGUCGCCAUGGUGAUGUCGCAGUGUGAAGGCCAAACAUGGAGUCAGACACGAAGAUAGUCACCUGUCAGCACAUCAAGGGGGAGUUUUGUAGUGAUUCUCAGCCGGUCUGGUUACUGCAAUGAAUGGUAACACUAUACAUCCAGCCAACACCACCACAACAGCAGGAGGAGGCCCUGGCGUGGCAGCGCCCCCGAGAGGCUGGUGGGAAUUCUGCGAGCUGCACGCCAUCACCACUGCCCAGCAGCUGGCCGAACACUACCGGAGCUUUGCCAGAGAGCGACCACAGCAUGACGUGCUCCCUCCAGAGACCUUUUCCAAGCAGUUCACCGACCUCUUCCAGCAACACUUCUGCUGCGAGGUCGACAAAGAUGGCACGCCACUCAGCCAGAACACGUGCUCUACUGUUCCCGGUAGUUCCUCCUCCACCACUCCGGCAGGUUCUCCCAUUCCAUCACAGGCCGUAAUGGGUCGAUUGCGGAUCACAUCUCUGUCUGAGGUGCAGGACUAUCGGGAGGCGAGCCGGCCAAGCGGAGGAGCUGCUCGUUUCACUGUGGUGUCACCAAAAGUGGAGCCGGUGGUGGUGAGUCGAGAACAGGAGCAGCCGCUGCGAUGUGCUGUGGGAAAUCCUUUAGCUGGAAACCCAGUGGUGCUCAGAGGGUCAACUCGUAGUAUCGGCGGUGGGUCACUAUUGAUUCGUAGCCGCAGCAAUGAGGAGGUCUCUGGCAAUGAUCGUCGUCAGGUAUCUGAACGGUACUCUUCAGGCUCCUCAGCCUCCAGCCCUGGCCACGCCGACAUUACACAUUUCUCUGUCAAACAGAUUCGGGAGACAGUAAGACGUCUACUCAAGAAACGGCCGCUCCCCAGCCCCCCCUCAUCCCAGGACCUGUCUCCUAGCCGCCCAAACCCCACCAACAACAACAAUCCCCCAAAUAAUAGUGACAGAGUGGGUGGGAUUUCUUCUACGAAUGAGGAAGCGUCAUCCUCCUCCUCAUCCUCCCACUCUUCCUCUUGUCUGAACUCUGAAGCCACGCCCCCGGCCUCCUCACAUAUGUUCAUGACUGGGUUAGCCUCUCACAUCCUUGGUCAAUUCCGUUGGUUCCGCAGUGGAAGCAUGAGGCAGAGACGGUCAGAGGUGAGCGGCUGCUGUAAAGAGGACCAACUGAGGUACUUGUUGGUGGAUGACACUAUCUCAGACACUCUGCCCCCCUGGCAACGCUGCCGCCUGCUGGUCAGGAGGAUUAUGGACGCUCAAGGAGGAGGAAGAGAAGGAGGGGAGAGGUACCAGUUGGAGCUCUAUGAUCCUCCAAAGGCCUCCAGUCCCAAGCUGACGACUCACUGCUCAGAUAUUCAAGAAGUCCGUCGUUGCAACCGGCUGGAGAUGCCAGACAACUUAAACACGUUUGUUUUAAAGGUUAAUCGAGGUAGUCUGAUAUUUGAGACGGACAGCGACCAGCAGGUCAGCUCCUGGACCAUAGAGCUAAAAGAAUGUAUCAGCUGCAGGUCAGGCAGUGUUGAUCUGGAGCCCCUCCCAUCUCCAGCUGACAGCUCUGCUCCAGCCAAUCACAGAGGGAGUUCAGAGUUGGGGAGUCAUAGUCCUGUCACAUUUCCCCUGCCAGAGCAAGUAAGCCAGAAGACAGAUCACUUCCUGUUUUCCUACCCCUGGUUCCACGGGCCCAUAUCCCGCGUCAAGGCAGCCUAUCUGGUUCAGAGCUCUGGACCGGAGGGUCACGGAGUGUUCCUGGUCCGACAGAGCGAGACACGCAGAGGAGACUACGUCCUCACGUUUAACUACCAGGGUAAAGCAAAGCACCUGCGCCUCUCUCUAACAGAAUGGGGUCAGUGCAGAGUACAACACCUGCGCUUCCCCUCUGUUAUGGACAUGCUCAGCCACUUCCGCCUCUUCCCCAUCCCGCUGGAGUGUGGAGCGGCGGGUGCCGUCACACUGUCCAGCUUUGUAGUGGCGGGCUCCAGCCCUCCAUCGCAGGGUCAGCUCUCAGGCGCUCUCCUCGUCCCUUUCUCCCUCCAUCGGUGGAGCUCUGAGCCCAGCUUGGCUCACUGCAGCUUGGCAGGCAGCUCCAGUCAGCCCCCUUCCUCCUGCUCCACCAGCACCACCUCCAGUCCCAGCUCUGUUUUCCAGACGGGGAACCACCCAUUCACUCGCACCAACCCCACCCCCAAUCCUCCUCCAUCAGUCCCCGCACCUCUGCGUCGGAGUGAAUCGAUGGGGAGGAGACCCCUGCUUCGCCACCCCAACCCCCACAUCCCUCAGCGGGACUCGGACUAUGAGCUGGAGCCUGAGCGGGGUCGCAAGCGGGCCAUAGACAACCAAUACAUGUUGCUCUGAUACCGCCCUGUCAAACACCUCCAUCACCUCUGACAGUCACAUGACCAUGCACAUGUCACACAGACACAUUUGAUAACACCGCCCAGCUCCAUGUGGGUGUGUGAGACUCUCAGAGAGCGCGUGAAAGUGAUUACUAGCAGACUCAUGAACGUAAGUGAACAAAUCUCCAUCUGAUGAAUGCGCAGAACAGAACAUGCACACACACUCACUAUGUGUGUGUUUACCAGUGUCAGACCCUCAUAACCUCCACCCUGAGUGUCCACAGUGAAUGUAUUUUUGGGAGUUUAUAACAGUGUUGACAGUGAUGAUUAUCCUCGUUUAUUGGUUCUGUGUGAGAGAGAGAGAGAGCCACAUGUGUAGCUGUCCUCUAGCCCAGGCAAAAAAAAUAUUUUGAAAUCUUUCGAUCAUUGUGAAUUUGUAGAGGUGCGCUUGAUUUAACUCCUUUUGCACUCGACCUGAUCUGACGGGGAGGCACUGCCUGUGAAAUGAGAUGAAUCAAGUGCUCCUGUAAAAUAUUUAAGAGACAUUUAAUCUUCACACACCAGAUUUCGUGUGGAGCACACUCCCACCUUUUUUAUACAAACACUCUAUUUCAGAGUGUCUAUACACUCUAUUAGAUAUUCCUCCUCUUGCUCAUUAUUAUAUUUUGAAGUGCACAAUGCUUUCAGUGCACUUUGGAAACAAUGUGUAUUUUUUCUAUACACAGAUUCUUUCGUAGAAAAAUUUUUGAAAAAAUUAAGUAAAAAGGGGAAAACUUGGUUAAAGUCAGACGGGAAGCUGAUGUGCUCCCACCUCCUUCAAACCCUCACUGAAGCAAAUACAGAAAUGAUUCCAGAUCAGCUUUCAUUGGUGGGAACGUGUUGCUGUUUGUGGUGUGUUUGUUCAUCUGGAUGUCUGUGAUGAAAAGUGUAUGUGAGAAGACUGAAAGUGUAGUCGAUCAGCAUGAUGGUGCUGAUCCCAGGCUGGUACAGUUAUUGCCACACUUGCCAACCUUCCCGUUUUUUCAAUGCCCUCCCCCAGUUUCGCCCUCGGUAUCACAGUUCUCCUGCAGACUCUCGCACCGUUUUCACAAUUUAGUUAUCACAACCUGUUUCUGCAGUCAGCAUGUUGUUUACGGUACUUUUACGCCUAGCCCUCCUCGAAAUACUCAAAUUGCGCAAAUUUCUGACGUUCUGGAUUUAUGAAUUUCAAUUUCUUAUGGAGAGGGGCAUUAAAAUCUGCUUCAUCAAAAUAAAUGAAAGAAAUUAGUUUGUAUUCAACAUAAAAAUGGUGUUGCAUACACUUAUUUUAUUUUAAUUCUUUAAACUUCGCCAGAAUGCAGGAAGCAAAGUCUCAGCUGAGGUUUUCAAAAAUCCUGACUACUUUUGAGGUGACAGGGUUGGCAAGUAUGGUUCUCCACCGAGAGUCUGCGAGUGAAUUCAUGUCUCAAGACUCACGAGAAGAAUUUUUAUUUUGUUGUCUUUGUUGUGACACGUUACAUUUCAAGCACCAAAGGCAUUGUGUGCACAGUUAACCUCUGAGUGAGAACAAAGUAAUCCAAGAAAAAAAUUAAUAUUAUUAAUUUAUUUUUGCAUCCUGCAACAAAAUCAUUACCACAACAGAUCGUACACCAUAGAGCACUUGAUACAAAGCCACCUUUCCUGACGUCUAUCAACAGUUUCAAGUCACAAAAGAUAGUUUGUGCCACUAAAUUAAUUUAGAAAAAAGUGAACUUCUGCCCUGUUUUCUGUAUGCAUUGUCACUUACAGGUGCGACAGAAGGACCGUCAUUAGUGUUUGAUACUGACUGUAGCAUCGGAUCAGUAUCGGCAAGUACACAGUUCAUUGGACGCGAUUCAUUUAUUAGAAACCGGAGAAUGCUUGUGGGUCCCUCAAUAACCAGAGUUCUUACGACAUAAGUAUCUGAUAUCCAUAAACGGAAAAAGGACUUGCGUAACAUCCAUUCUGGGCUAGUACAAUACAGCUGUUAAAUAUAUUUUUUAACACACUGGUUAUCAGAUUGUCACUCCGUAUCAGCCAGUACACGUUCAGAGGCCACUAUCAGGAGAAAAGAUAAGCUUCUCUCUGCAGGAGUUGUUUGUCUUGAUGGCAACUCGAUGUGCACGAGGGUUUGACUUAGGGUUAUUUUGUAGCACAGCACACCUUCAACAAAUACAGAAUGUAUUGGGAUUAAAAUGAUUAUGGAAAUAUUAAAAGCUGUUGUAAGCGUCGUCGUUUUAGCAAACUUCUGUCCUUUUCGCAGUUGGCAAUGCUAAUUAUUAUCUGAGCGAGAAGAUGACGCGUACACCAGCUUUAAUUAUCGCACUCCAAUAAUUCCCAUCCAUUUAUAUCGAUUUUGUGGCUUGAAAAGUGUAUUAUGUCACCAGAAUGAGACUUUGCACCUCAGGAUGACUUUUGUAAAGCAGUAAAUAGGCACCCAAACGAAAACAUAACCCUGAAACAUAACCCUUCACUCGCGAGGACGUACAAACCAAAACAGUGUGAAUCAAAUCUUGGACUCAGAAUUUAUUUGCCUCGUCUUGUCCUGUCGUUAAGUGAGCGUGGGAGCACGAGGAUCAGUUUUGUCUUGGUUUGAUAAUCUAACAUCCUGAAGAAGACGGUGACAGGAUGCAACUCCUGAGAGACAGAAGUGCCUCUGCAGAUUUCAACAUUUAUUUUCUUAGAGCAUCUUCGGGCUAAUCCUGAAGCCGCAUCAUGUCUCCGAUGUUUUACACUCAUAGCAUUAAUUGUUUUUCUGAGUAGUUUCUGUACAACUUCACCACCGCAGCCAACAGAAAACCAAGGAGGGACAGUCGGAAUGAUAUAUUUUUACAUCAUUUUUAAUAGACGCAUGAGCUCUGUGUUUAAAAGAGAGGUUUUAUGUGUGUGACGUGAUGGUAAACACCAAAGCGUUGGUCUUUUGUCCUCUUGCUUCAAGUUUCUAAGCUCUUGAACUGGAUUUUUUUGACCAAUCAACAGUGUAUUGUGCCUUUGACAUCACACCUUUGAAGGUUCAUACCACCAGUUUAAAGCUGCACUGACUAUAACAGCCGUCCAUCACUCGACUCAGGUGUGAAUUUUAGUGUCAGGAGUUGACACCAUACCUGUUUUUUUUUUUUUUAUUGGGAACAGAGGAACACAUCUGAGAAUGAAGCCUCUACCAAAGCAGCUGUUAUUUUUUCCCUGAAUAGUUUCAGAUUCCUCCUAAGUGUCUGAAGAGCUGAUUUGUAAACCAAAGUGAUCCAUGAGAUCUAUGAGAUCAACCUGUGGGGCGACACUGGAUUUGUGACAACUCUUUCCAAAAAAAAAAAAGCAAAAUAUCUUCUGAACAGGGACUUCCUUUUUUGCAUGAAAGUGGCAGUUUUGAAACACCAAAGAUGAAAAGUCUGAUUUUCUGUGAUUCCUUUUGAUAACUGAAGCUUCUCUUCCUUUAGCAGCAGGAUGCCUUUGGGAAAUAGCGUGCUAGGAUGCGUCUGUUUGUCUUCUAAUCCUUUGCUUUAACACUAACUUCAGCAGCUAAUUAAGAUUUUACUUCAGUAAACUUGUGCUUAAUGGCUCCGUCUGUCUCCCUGCACCCUUUAUCAUUGUAGUUUCCUGUUUUAUUUCUUUUUUGUUUGUUUUUUUAAGAGUAAUGCAUGAUUGCAACUUCAUUUCCUCAUGACCAUGACCGGAGUAUGUCCGCUGUGAUUACUCCUCUUUGUUGCGCAAUAAGUCAUCUAAGGAACAUUUUUACAAUGGUUGUGUAGUUCUCUUUUAAUGUAUCAUAAUGAUCAAGACUGACAUCUCUGAAGUGUUUAAGGGGAACAAAAACAAGGAUGUUUUUGGCAAAAGUACGGUUGGUCUUCCUGCCUUUUAUGUGUCCGAGUCUAAACAAAUCUCUCGUCACCUCGUCUCUGCUAAAGGAAAGCAACGGUAACAACUAUUUUGACUAUCAGUCCUCUCUCUCCUUCUCUCUUUCCUCCUUCUUCUUCUUCGGGAGAAUGACUGUGCCUUUGCCAGAAAGCUGCUGUUGCUUUUUCCCCUUUUUCUUUAUGAAAGCUCAGGAUGUGAUGUGGUGCAGAACUUGUGUAGUGCAAUAUCUGAGAGAUGCAGUGCUUCACACCUGUGUGUAGGGAGCGAUCAGAGGCUUCUAGAUGGAGGACUUUAGUGAGAAUUCAGUGUUUGCACCUGCUCAAGAGUAAAAAACAAAAAAAUUUAAAAAAUCUGACGAACGCCAAAGUUUCCAGAAAACAUGCUAUAUUUAAAACCAGGGCUACUACUAUUGCUUUUUACUCCAGUUUGUCGGCAAGAAUCGAGUUACCGCUUCAGAAAAAAAUUCCCCCGUGUACCUCAGGUGUCUUCAAUCCUCAGUAUCCACUCCAUCGACACCUUCAGUCUCCCCUUCCCGCCAACCGUCUGUUUGUUUGUUUUAAUAAAAUGUCCAGUUGAUGAAUGUAAUGUGUUCUCAAUACUGUUCAUCCUGUUUGUUCACUUAGCACUGUAAACAUUCCAGUUCAACCCCAACGUCCCCUCAGCAGCCAAUGAAAAACCACAACAGCUUUUCAAAUCUGUCAUUGUGUUUGCAUCCUUUUUCAGUAAUAAGCAUCUAAAUUAUAUUAAAUAUAUAUCAACUGUAUAUUUGACUUUUUGUAAAAUAAACCUAACCAAAAAAAAAAUUA
Messenger RNA from Acanthopagrus latus (yellowfin seabream), 7773 nucleotides. RefSeq names its product SH2B adaptor protein 3 (gene sh2b3). The transcript is spliced from 9 exons. Bases 912 to 3137 code for a protein of 741 amino acids. The record is from RefSeq and is a predicted model, not a curated record. Gene Ontology annotation, biological process: intracellular signal transduction. Gene Ontology annotation, cellular component: plasma membrane. NCBI's taxonomy places the organism in Eukaryota, Metazoa, Chordata, Actinopteri, Spariformes, Sparidae. Gene Ontology annotation, molecular function: transmembrane receptor protein tyrosine kinase adaptor activity.